AUGGUUGGUCGCAAUGCUAUUGGUGUUGAACUGGGCAAGUCUAUUUAUGAUGCAGAAAAGACAAAUGAUGGCAGGUAUACUAGAAUCGCCAAUCCUCCAAAGCAACUCAUGCUUCGGGCGCAGCUUGAGUACGACUGCGACGGUAUCCGACAGCCGGAAAUCGCCACCAAUACCAACUGGAAAAGUUAUCUUGAUGGACCCUAUGUCGGAACAUCCUGGUAUGGCGGAGAGGAGUACAACGCUACCCUGGAGGUGCAAAACUGGCCCUCUGCUGACGGAAACAUAGACCAGUGGGAGCCUGUGUCAAUAUUCAAAGGCCCUUCUGGAAUGAUGCCUGGCUUAAUCUACCCUCCCCUUCAAGUCGUUGAGCUACUUUCAGCUAAGUCUGUCUCUGGUCCCGUUAACGGAACCUAUAUCUUUGACUUUGGUGUCAACGUCGCUGGCUGGUACUCCCUUAAUAUUAACGAAUCCACUAGCACCCGCAUCGUCAUGAGACCCGGUGAGAAGGUCAAAAAUGGCACCGUCGACCAAUCGACUAGUGGCAAAAACGUUUACGAUGGAUACACUUCGAAUGGAGUACCAUUUACCUACCGUCCUAAAUUUGUUUAA
Molecule: messenger RNA, 609 nt
Organism: Neoarthrinium moseri
Lineage: Eukaryota; Fungi; Ascomycota; Sordariomycetes; Amphisphaeriales; Apiosporaceae
Exons: 1
Coding region: 1-609 (202 amino acids)
Source: RefSeq, a predicted model, not a curated record